Rotaria sordida is the source of this 684-nucleotide messenger RNA. NCBI's taxonomy places the organism in Eukaryota, Metazoa, Rotifera, Eurotatoria, Philodinida, Philodinidae. The record is from the annotation of a GenBank genome assembly.
AUGGAUACACAUACACAUUUAGAAGAUUUAUCAAAUGAAAUUUUCUUCGAAAUAUUUGAUUAUUUACAUGCAUUUGAUAUUUUUACUGGUUUUGCUUCAUUAAAUAAACGAAUUUUGUCACUACUACAAUCAAUUCGACUUGAUGUUAUCAUCUUAAAUAGUCAUUAUGAUCGAGAAAUUAAUUUUCUUUCUUCUCAUCUUACUUUUCAUGCUGAUCAAGUUAUAUCAUUAAAAUGUUAUGAUACAAUUCGUAAUCGUUCAUCUAUUAUUAGUCUACUAUUUAAUCGACAUCAUUUUGUUAAUCUUCAAUCAUGUAUAUUUAUAUUUGAUAAUCCAUCAAUUGAACUUGAAAAUAUUAUUAAACAAAUUCAAAGUUUGAAUAAACUUGUUGCAUUUUUUAUUAUACAAACAGAUUAUAAAAGAAUCAAUGAGACGGACAACUGUAAUAUAACUCGAACUAUAUUGAUGAAUAAAUCAUCUUCUCUGCGUUCAGUUAAGCUUGAUUAUGAUUAUGAUUACUUGGAUAUAUCAACUUAUACUUCAAUUGCUUCAAAUCUUAUAUCACUUGAAUUGUUAAUAUCUGGCUCAUCGAAUACAGUAUCAGUUUAUUCAAUUUUGCCAAUACUUCGUCUUUGUCGUAGAAUACGAUACCUACAUACCAUAAUAAAACAUGAAAUUCUAUCC